Messenger RNA from Lycium barbarum (goji berry), 2093 nucleotides. RefSeq names its product receptor kinase-like protein Xa21. NCBI's taxonomy places the organism in Eukaryota, Viridiplantae, Streptophyta, Magnoliopsida, Solanales, Solanaceae. Bases 8 to 1891 code for a protein of 627 amino acids. The record is from RefSeq and is a predicted model, not a curated record. Gene Ontology annotation, molecular function: ATP binding; protein kinase activity; protein binding. Gene Ontology annotation, biological process: protein phosphorylation. The transcript is spliced from 2 exons.
AAAUGGCAUGCUUCCGGUCUCUACAGGGAACCUCUCCACAUCUCUUAUCAGGCUUCACAUCUUCAGAUGCAAAAUCAAAGGGCUAAUUCCAAAUGAAGUUGGGAACUUAAGCAACUUAUUAGUCCUGGAUCUUUCUGGAAACAACUUGGUUGGAUCGAUUCCCACAUCAAUUGGCAACUUGAGAAACCUUCAGCGUUUCAACUUGAAUAACAACAAACUUGCAGGAUUUAUUGGUGAUGAUCUUUGUAAGUUGCAGGGUUUGGGUGAUAUUUACUUGGGUCAAAAUCAACUUUCUGGAUCUCUUCCUUAUUGUUUAGGGAAUGUUACUUCCCUUAGGACAAUAUAUCUGGGUUCCAAUAAAUUGAGUUCCAAUAUACCAACAAGCUUAGGGAAUCUAAAAGAUCUCGUGGUUCUUGACUUAUCGUCAAACAACAUGGGUGGUUCUUUACCUCCAGAAAUUGGAAAUUUAAACGUUGCAACACUGAUAGAUCUGUCAAUGAAUCAAUUCUCAAAUGAAAUUCCAAAAGAAACGGGAGGAUUGCAAAAUCUGGUGCAACUUUCAUUGAGACACAACAAGUUGCAAGGAUCUAUACCUGACUCAAUGAGCAACAUGGUAGGUUUGGAAUUCCUAGACCUUUCUCAUAAUAAUAUAUCGGGAAUCAUUCCCAAAUCUUUGGAGAAACUUCAUUAUCUCAAGUAUUUCAACGUUUCUGUCAACAAAUUGUAUGGUGAAAUACCCUCAUGGGGUCCUUUCAAGAACCUCUCCAGUCAGUUUUUCAUCUUAAAUGAAGCAUUAUGUGGUUCUACAAGAUUUAAGGUCCCGCCAUGCCCCACUUCAUCAAAGCAUAAACCAAAUGGGAAAAAAAUGCUAGUUCUAUUUCUUAUACUAGGAAUUGCACUUGUCUUCAUUCCUAUUACCUUUGUGUUUGUAUGGAUAAGGUAUGUAAGAGGUAAAAGAGCUCCUCAACAAGCUGAUUCAUUGUCCAUCACAACAAUAGGAAGAAUUUCAUACUAUGAACUGCUCCAAGCAACUGAUGCGCUUAGUGAGACUAAUCUGAUUGGUUCUGGAAGUUUCGGAUCUGUCUACAAAGGAAUUAUUAGAAGUGGGGCUCAUAUUGCAGUUAAAGUGUUCAAUCUGCAAUUGGAAGCGGCAUUCAAGAGUUUUGAUACAGAAUGUGAAGUUUUGCGCAGCCUUCGCCAUAGGAAUCUCGUAAAAGUCAUCACUAGUUGUUCCAACCUUGAUUUUAAGGCUUUAGUGCUCGAGUAUAUGCCUAAUGGGAGUCUAGAGAAGUGUUUGUAUUCGCACAACUACUUCUUAGACAUCAUGCAGAGACUAAGCAUAAUGAUCGAUGUUGCAUGUGCAUUGGAAUAUCUCCACCAUGGGUGCUCGAUGCCUGUGAUUCACUGUGAUCUGAAGCCUAGUAAUGUCUUGCUGGAUGAGAAUAUGGUUGCCCACCUAAGCGACUUUGGUAUUUCAAAACUGCUUGGUGAAGCUGAAAGUGAUUUAUACACUAAAACUUUAGCAACAUUGGGUUAUAUUGCACCAGAGUAUGGAUUGGACGGAUUGGUUUCAAUAAAAUCUGAUGUAUAUAGUUACGGAAUCAUGUUGAUGGAAAUAUUUACAAGGAGAAAGCCUAAUGAUGAAAUUUUUGAGGGAGAUUUUAGUUUGAAGCAAUGGGUGAGUAAUUCACUCCCAGAGGCAGUAAUGGAUGUUGUAGAUGUCAACUUGUUAACAUCAAUGGAUAAUCGUUUAGAGAAGGAGCUAGAUGUUAUGGCAUCAAUCAUGAGAGUGGCACUGGAUUGCUGUGUUGAAUCUCCUGCAAGAAGGACAAAUGUGAAAGACGUUGUUGGGAUGCUACAUAAGAUCAAGAUUCAACUUCUUUCAUGUUAAGCAUACUCCUCGAAACUUUUGUUCCAAAUCCUUUGUUUGUCGCAAAUGUUUACUAAAUUUUUGGAUUUAUGUAAAGAUUGCCUUUUUUGUUUUUGCAUUUGGUUGGACAAGAUUUUGUUUUCACUUUAGAAAUCCUAAUUGUAAUGAAUAGUAAUAUUUCCUCUUUAAAUCAAUGUCACAAAUUGGUGGAUAUCACAAUUAA